AGAAUGGUCGUUUAAUAAAACGCUAGUACUGCCACUGUCAUUACUACUGCGUUUAACUACAUACGAACUGUCGGUCCUUCCUAAUCCUAUAAGUCCAUUGGUUCAUUGCCUUUCAAAUUGUAUACGAACGACAGGUCGUCUGGAAAAGCUGUUACUCCGAAAAACUUGUUUUCUGAAUUCACAUGCAUUUCCAUUUGAUUAUUGCAGAACUCCUGACAUCUCACAUGGUUGAUUCACAAAAGCUGAAUUGCUAGCUUCUAUGAUGUUGGCAAGUGUUAACCAUGACAUGAGGCAGCACAUAAUAAAACUCGUUGCUGAUGGGUUCUACAAAGAAGCCAUUUCCCUUUAUUCUCAACUGCACUCUUCCUCUUUGCCUCCUCACCAUUUCACCUUCCCUCCUCUUCUUAAAGCAUGUGCUAAGCUAAAGUCCACUCUCCAUGGCCAAAUUAUCCAUGCCCAUCUCAUCAAAACUGGCUUCCAUUCAGACGUAUAUACAGCUACUGCCCUCACUCACAUGUACAUGAAGCUUAAUCUUUUAAAUCAUGCUUUGAGAGUGUUCGAUGAAAUGACUAACCGAAACCUGGCCUCUCUUAAUGCAGCUAUUUCUGGGUUUUCACAAAAUAGGUAUUGCGAGGAGGCUUUUUUAGCAUUCAGAGAGGUGGGUUUGUGUGGGUUUAGGCCUAAUUCAUUGACCGUAGCCAGUGUAUUGCCUGCGUGCGAUAGUGCUGAUCAUUGCAUGCAAAUGCAUUGCUGGGCUAUAAAGUUGGGUGUGGAAAUGGAUAUUUACGUGGCAACUUCAUUGGUUACUAUGUAUUCUAACUGUGGAGAGGUAAUUUUUGCUACAAGAAUAUUCAGAGAGAUGCCUAAUAGGAAUGUGGUGAGUCAUAAUGCGUUUGUUUCAGGGCUUUUGCAGAAUGGGGUGCCAAGUAUAGUAUUGCAUGCGUUUAAGGACAUGAGAGAGUGUUCAAUUGUCAAACCCAAUUCAGUUACACUAGUUUCCGUUAUUUCUGCCUGUGCUUGUCUUUUGUAUCUUCAAUAUGGAAGGCAGAUUCAUGGGUUCAUAAAAAAGACUCUUGCGAGUUGUGACGCUAUGGUAGGUACUGCACUUGUAGACAUGUAUUCCAAGUGUGGUUAUUGGCAAUGGGCAUACGAAGUAUUCAAUGAACUAAAUGACAAUAAGAACUUGAUAACAUGGAAUUCAAUGAUUGCUGGGAUGAUGUUGAAUGGUCAGAGUGACAAUGCUGUUGAGUUGUUUGAACGUUUAGCAUCGGAAGGACUGGAACCUGAUUCAAUAACAUGGAAUUCGAUGAUAAGCGGAUUUGCACAAUUAGAAAACGGGAUAGAAGCUUUUAACUUCUUCAAGAGGAUGCAGUUUUGUGGGGUAAUCCCAAGUUUGAAGUCGGUUACAAGUCUACUAUCUGCUUGUGCAGCUUUGUCUGCUCUGCAAUAUGGAAAAGUGAUUCACGGGCAUGCUACUAGAACUAAUAUUGAUACUGACGAGUUUUUGGCUACUACUCUCAUUGACAUGUAUAUGAAAUGCGGGUAUUCCUCUUGGGGGCGAAGAGUUUUUGAUCAAUUUGAGAUAAAGCCUAAGGAUCCAGCACUUUGGAAUGCAUUGAUAUCUGGGUAUGGAAGAAAUGGAGAGAACUACUCUGUAUUUGAGGUUUUUGACCAGAUGCUGGAGGAGAAGGUGAAACCAAAUUCAGCAACUUUUAUUGCAGUUCUAUCUGCGUGUAGUCACAUGGGUGAGGUUGAAAAAGGGGCGCAAGUUUUCAGGAUGAUGUCUAUAGACUAUGGCUUGAAACCAAAGCCAGAGCAUUUUGGUUGCAUGGUUGACAUGUUGGGUCGAUUUGGCAAGCUGGAUGAAGCUAGGAAAAUAAUAGAAGAAAUGCUAGAGCCUCCAUCUUCUGUUUUUGCUUCUUUGCUUGGUGCUUGUAGGCAUCACUUGCAUUCUGAGCUGGGAGAAGAAAUGGCUAUGAAGCUCUCAGAGCUCGAACCAGGAGAUCCAAAUCCUCUUGUGAUUCUGUCAGAGAUUUAUGCUGCACUGGGAAGGUGGGAAGAUGUAGAUAGAAUCAGACAAACAAUAAAAGAUAGAGGAUUAAGAAAACUGCCAGGAUAUAGUUUGAUUGGAGUUACAUAAGAAGGAACUACAUUACGCUAUGAUGGAUAUAACAGUUUCAACUCCACUCUUGCUAGUCUCUAACAAGAUCUUGUUUUUCUGCAUCUCCUGAAGUUAUUAUAGAUGUUUAUAUAAGCAUUAUCAAUCAUUCAAAACAUCUUUUACUGAAAAGCCCAAAUAGUUAUCAGAAUGGUUGGGGGGCUCAUAUACGAAACAAGCGAUCACAUCUCUGAGUGUAAUCACACCAGCUAUUUCAUUUUCAUUCCCAGCAACUGCAUAAAUUCGGUGAACUGACUUUGAAGCAAGAAUAUGGAUCACACUACCAAGAGUUACAUCCACCUUGCAUGUUAUUGGCGGGAUGACUCUGCCUGUUUCUUGGGUUGAGCUGAUGAUUUGUGUGAAAUCUGAUACAGUGAGCUGCCUGAAAGUAAAAUGAUAAGAUAAAAACUUAGUUGAAGAAGGUAAAUACUCCAAUUGCUAUGCAUUUUUGCUCAAUUUCCAGAGCUCAAACAGAGGGCUCAUGUCAUGACUAAUUAAUAUUUGCACCAUGUUAUAAUUCUUUAAUAAAUGGACUUAGAUGAGCAGUUUGAUGCAGGUUGAACAACAAUCUUCCUCUCUCUGUCUCUGCCCUGUUUUUUCACCUUUACCUUUUCUCCCUCCUUUCUUCUCUUCCACAAUCUAUUAUUACCUAUUUUCUACUGAGCACUUUACGUGGAAAGAAUUCUAAAACUGAAGGUAUAGCAUUAGCUUUAUCACAUAAUUGUAUCUGCUGGUUCAAAGCUAUUUCUUUUCAUGCUACCUGAAAUUGGUGAAAAGUUCUGGUUCGAGCAACAAAUGCCUUAUAUCCCUUAUGCUUAGACUCCCGACAAUUUUCUUCUUUGGACCCUCUACAACUGGAAGACCACCAAUUUGGUUCUCUCUCAUUUGCUUGAAAGCUUCUAAAAUCAAUUCACUGCUCUGGAUGCUAACAACCUGGCCGGAAGACAUAGCAGAUCCAAAUUAAGUGGGAACCUAGGAGAGUAAUCUGAAAAAUACUCACCUCAUCAGCAGACAUGAAAGGAAGUCCAAAAUCUGAAAUACUUCGUGAAGCAAUACAAUCAAACCAAUCCCUUCCCUUGCAUCCCUCUAGACCAAGGACAAAUGCAGAUUGAGUAAUGAAGUUCUGAAUUUCAGGUUUUCCUGGUUCAAUCACAGGUACAUUUCGCUGCCUAUACUUUGAGAGCAGAAGUAAGACGCUCAACAUUGAACUGUCUGUUGCUACUGGAAGGAAAGGCGCACUGUGGUAUGAUUUUAGUACUGAUCUCACCUGUGACAUUAAGAAAAAAAAAAAAUGAGAGCAAGCAAAGAUUGUAGGACCUCUCUCACUCAUUGAUUCAACCAGUCAGAGUGUUCUUCAAUGAGGUAUAUGCAUCUUUGUUCAGAGAGAAAAGAAACCUGUUUCUAAAUGAGAUGUCGGUUAAUUGAGCCAUACAAAAUGCACAUAUGAGAUUUGGGAUGCAUAAAUGAUGAAUUUAAAAGUAAACUUACAGUGGUUGACUUGAAAUGUUCUUCUUGAAGGAUAACGUUGUAGAAAUCCUCCCCCAAGUUGUUAGCAGCUGCAGGAGCAUCUUUUCCUAGCCCCUUAUCUGCACCCACGCCACCAGCUACAGCGGCACCAACUGCAGCAGCAGUUAGCCCAGCAAUUGCAUCUGGACCUGUGAUGCCCAAUGCUACUGCUCCAGUAGUGCCUAAAGCUCCAGCAACCACACCAGCAACUGUCGUAGUACUGGCGGAUAAAGCAACAGCUGCAAGUUCUGCACUCUCUAACACCCAAAGAACAAUUGCCGAGUAAUCUAGAAUUCCUAGGUAUGUAUCUCUCCAGUCAGAACUGGUUCCUGCAUCUGUUUUUUUACUGGAGCAGACAUUAUGUUGCAUUUGGAUAAAAUCUUGACAGCAUCAGCAACGGAUGUUUCUGCUGGAAUCUCAAUGACUGGAAGCCAAAAAAAGAUCUGUGGCACUAGUGGGAAUGAUGAGACUGGAAUCCUUGCAAAUGCAGAAGUUAAAGUCUCCUGCAAUGGCUGUGGUAUUGCAACAAGGAAGAACUGUGGGCUGCCACGUGCAAUUUCUGUCUUGGGCAAGUAUUUCAUUGGUUAUAUAGCACUUUGUGCCUUUAUGCUUUGAAUUGACAAGCCUAUUUCACUCCUAUCUGAACAGGGUAUUCAUUAUUCGAAUUGUUUUUAUUUAAUUAGAAACAGAUUUAUAUAGAUUAUUAAGUAUUUUUUUUUAUAAAGUAAGGAUGUCAGGUUUUCAAACUUUGGUAGUUCUGAUUCCUUUUAAGGAUUAAUGUGUGUAUGUGUAUGCUUAUAUAGUUGAUCUUUUGAUUAGGCUUAAACCUAAUAAGUAGAAAAAUAUUUUUUUCA
This is a messenger RNA of Jatropha curcas, 4518 nucleotides long. NCBI's taxonomy places the organism in Eukaryota, Viridiplantae, Streptophyta, Magnoliopsida, Malpighiales, Euphorbiaceae. The record is from RefSeq and is a predicted model, not a curated record.